This is a messenger RNA of Microthlaspi erraticum, 855 nucleotides long. NCBI's taxonomy places the organism in Eukaryota, Viridiplantae, Streptophyta, Magnoliopsida, Brassicales, Brassicaceae. The record is from the annotation of a GenBank genome assembly.
AUGACCACUACCCCUGGCUUGUAUGUCAUAGGCGAUUUCCACAUGGAAGUGAUGGAAAUCGCUGGAAAAGGUCCACUAAGAGCUCCAAUAACUCUUGCUCUCGAAAUGGAGUUCAUAGGGGUGUAUGCGAACUCGAUCGAGUCGGUCAACAGAAGACUUGGUCGAGCUAGACUUUCACAACGGGUAGAAAGAGGGUUCAGAGGUCAGAGGGUACAAGAGGAACCUGAGGUGCUUGUUACUGAUACAAUGGAUGUACCAGAGGGGAAUGGAAACCCUUUGGGCAAUGGACUCGGUCGAGCUAGGCAAACUCGACCGAUUGGUCUAGGAGAUGCUCCAAACCGCCACCAACAGAGACAAGGGAUUGUUCCACCACCAGUGCAGAACCACAACUUUGAGAUCAAGCUGGGAAUGAUCAACCUUGUUCAGAACAAGAUGUUCCAUGGAUUGCCAAGUGAAGACCCCAUUGACCACCUUGAUGAGUUUGAUAGGCUUUGUGAUUUGACAAAGAUCAAUGGUGUCUCUGAAGAUGCCAUCAAGCUGAGACUCUUUCCUAUGUCUCUAGCUGACAAAGCUCACCAAUGGGAGAAGAGCUUGCCCCAUGGCACAAUCACCACUUGGGAUGAAUGCAAGAAGGCCUUUCUUGCUAAGUUUUUCUCCACCGGUCGCACAGCCAAGCUUAAGGAGGAGAUAUCAGCUUCAUCAGCGAACAAUGAGACAUUCGCUGAGGCUUGGGAGAGGUAUAGGGAGAUGCUAGACACAGCCAGCAAUGGGAACUUCCUCAACCAGGAUGUAGAUGAUGGCUGGCAGCUUGUGGAGAACAUAGCAACUCAAUGGAAGCUAUGGAGAAGAGUAUGA